UUCUGUCCAUAGCCGCUUCAUCAGUCUUUCAGUCUUUCCUCCGGUUUGCCAUUGCUCUUUUUCUAAAAGUGACGAUACCCCGAAGUAAACAAUCUUUGUUUACACACACACACACAAGACCACACAAAAUGGCGUCACCAACAAUCCGCCGGCUCGCCGACUAUGUCGCCACUUCUGAGCCCAUCCUCAAGCUCCCUCACCCCUACCAGACCUCCUACCUCGUCGUAAAGGGCGAAUCCGGCGUCGCGAACUCGUACCAGCUCAAGCAACAAGACAACAAGGCCGCUCUGCCCCGUCCCCUCCACAACGACUCCCUCUUCUUCACCGAGCCCCAAGACCUCAAGUCCUCGGACAAGCCUCACAUCUCCAUCAACACGCCCUGGGGCCGCGCCCGCCGCUCUCCGUCCGUGGCCGUCUCGUGGAAGGAAUCUACCGCUCCCACCGUCGGCCAGCUCUGGCUGAUCGCCUACGUCAUCUUCACCCUCCGGCCCUCCGAGGAGGCCUUCCGGCUGUCCACCUACGGCUUCGGCGCCGACAAGCUCGCCCGCCAGCUCAAGGCCGUCGGCCUAGCCAUCGACCACCCGGCCCCGGCCACUCCCGAGCAACAAAAGCUCCACGGCACCGAUGCCGGCAAGGAGCUCCUCCUCCUGCGCGGUGCCUUCUGGCAGGGUGCCGGCUCUCCCUUCGGCGCGCGCCCGGCCUGGGCCCCCGAAACCCUCGCCGACAGCGAGGACGGCAGCCUCGAGUCCGUCUACCCCCUGCAGGCGACCGAGUACGUCAUGACCAACGAGCCCAACAGCGCGCUGUGCUGGCACCCUCGCAGGCGGGCCAAGCCCGCUCCGGGGUCCCUCAUCUACAGCCGGUACAUCCCGCACCUGAAGGAGAACUUUUCCAUGGUGGCGCUGGACCACACCAACGCGGCGCACCUGGAGCUGUUCCACACGUGGCAGAACGACCCGCGCGUGUCGCAGGGGUGGAACGAGGAGGGCACACUGGAGCAGCACCGCGAGUACCUGCGUAAGGCGCACGAGGACCCCCAUCAGAUCACCGUGUUGGCGGCUUUUGAUGAUGUCUUUUUCGCUUACUUUGAGAUUUACUGGGCCAAGGAGGACCGCCUAGGAGCCUACUACACCCCCGGCAACUACGACCGCGGCCGCCACUCGCUCGUCGGCGACGUGCGCUUCCGCGGCCCCCACCGCGUCUCAGCUUGGUGGUCGUCCCUCAUGCACUACCUCUACCUGGACGACCCGCGCACCAUGAGCGUCGUCGGCGAGCCCAAGUACACCAACAGCUCCGUCCUCAUGUACGACAUGAUGCACGGUUUCGGCCUCGACAAGUUUGUCGACCUCCCCCACAAGCGCUCUGCCUUUGUCACAUGCUCGCGAGAGCGUUUCUUCCAGCUGUGCCCGCUUGAUGAGAACCAGAAGUUCCUCGGCGGUACUCACGUUGGCCUUGUUCCUAAGCUUUGAGUGGGGAGGUUAGGUGUUGCUUAGAGUUUGAACGGCUUGGGCGGCUGGAUGAUUGUAAAAAAAAAAGUGGUGCAUCUGUUUGAUCUUGGAUAUGUAAUAGACUAAUGAGGAAAAUGGUCGGAAAAGUUAUUUGGGAAAGGCAGUGGAACAAAAGAACGGUAUUUGAAUCUUGCGUCGGACUAGUUAUAAAUGUUGUAAAGGUGGUGAUUGUCAGGGCACAUGCCAAGCACUGUCUGGGACCGUGGCAUUUCAUCCCAUCUGGACUAUCAUCUCAUAUACUUGUAAGAACCUCAUCCCAUCCAAAUAUAUGCAACUUGGC
Molecule: messenger RNA, 1788 nt
Organism: Neurospora tetraspora
Lineage: Eukaryota; Fungi; Ascomycota; Sordariomycetes; Sordariales; Sordariaceae
Product: acyl-CoA N-acyltransferase
Exons: 2
Coding region: 129-1469 (446 amino acids)
Biological process (GO): siderophore biosynthetic process
Source: RefSeq, a predicted model, not a curated record